GAGCUCUAAACCCACACCCGUCUGAGUCACCCGCACUUCACCAGUAACGCAGCUGUAUUUCAGAAACACGUCAGAAACACACUCGCUUUUAGGAGGCUGACACACGCCUGAGCUUUGGGCGACUAUCUUCAUCCAGGCGCCAGCCACUAGCUUUUCGCAGCCGAACCUUAUUCCCAUAUCAGUCUGACGUUGCCUGCUGCCCUUCUCCUCGCCGAUCGCUACAUAGCACCUGCACCACCUCACUCACUUCCACAGCCUUCACCUCUAGCCUCCUACACCUCCCACUCUCUAUCCUCACCAUGGCGGCCGCACGGAAGCGAAUCCUGAAGGAGUACACCGAAUGCUCCAACGACACCCCACCAGGCAUGAAGAUCAACUUCGACGAGCAGAACAUGACCGAGUGGGAGAUCCUCAUGGACGGCCCGGAACAAUCAGUGUACUCUGGCGGCCACUUCAAGCUGCGCCUCACCUUCCCCAACGAAUACCCCUUCAAGCCACCGGUCGUCUCCUUCAAAACCAAAAUCUACCACCCCAAUGUCUCCAAUGACGACAAGGGCUCCAUGUGCCUGGGCAUGCUGCGCCCGGACGCCUGGAAGCCGCCAAACAAGGUCAUCUCGGUGCUGCAUCUGGUGCGGACGCUGCUGAUUGAGCCGAACGUCGAUGAUGCGAUCGAGGCGAGUAUUGCGAGUGAGUUCAAGGACAACAAGAAGGGUUUUGAAAAGACGGCGAAGGAGUGGGUGAAGCAGUAUGCGAAAUGA
This is a messenger RNA of Mytilinidion resinicola, 758 nucleotides long. RefSeq names its product ubiquitin-conjugating enzyme E2-16 kDa. The record is from RefSeq and is a predicted model, not a curated record. The coding region runs from base 300 to 758 and encodes 152 amino acids. The transcript is spliced from 3 exons. NCBI's taxonomy places the organism in Eukaryota, Fungi, Ascomycota, Dothideomycetes, Mytilinidiales, Mytilinidiaceae.